UUUCAGACCAAAUAAAUUAGUAAGUUAAAAAAAUAGGUUUCAAAAUAAGAUUUCAUUUAGCGGAAAACAUAUCCACUGGAUGAGAAAUGAAUUCCAAAUCACAUGUGAAUAAGCUUUUUCACGCGAUAAACCAUAAAAAAAAAAACAUAAUGGCGACGACAGACGAAAACAGCAUUAUUCAUAAUACAUAAAGCCACUGGCGCAUAUCCGCCUGUACUUUGAAGCGGCGUGCGGAAUUUAACUGUAGUUGGCGAUUUAAGUUUGCCAAACAAAUGUACUCAUUAUUUUAAAUGAAGCGCCAUUCUCAGUGUUUGGAUUCAACAUGUUCGUAUAACACGCAACUUUUCAUAAACCAUGCAGAUGAAUGUCCGAAAGAAACAAAUGAUCAUCCUCCUUCUCUUCGUUAUGGAAGCCCAUUUCCGCCAUGAAAAAAAAGACCAACAGGAAGUCAUAAUUUCAACGUUCAAAGUCAUAAUUUCGAUUUUUCCAAAAAAACAGACAUGCUGUCUUGUGUCAGAUUUACACAGUAUUCCAUUUGAUCUGUCUAACCAGGAAAACAGAUUUUUCUUCUAUUAAUGGAUUAUAAACAAAUUGAGGAGUAUUUCAGAUGUGGUUUAACCAAUGAUGAAAUUCUUGCUUUGCUGGCUGAGGUUCAUGGGGUUAUUCUUAGCAAGAGGACACUAGAAAGGAUUCUUAAUAAGAAGAAACUUUGGCGCCGAAAGAACAAAACUGAUGUGAGUGUAGUGGCAGCUUUCAUUCGUCAGCAACUUGAAACCUCUGGACAAUGUCACGGAUAUCGAUGGAUGCGCCAAAAAUGCUGGAUGAAUGGUAUUGUUACAGACAGGGAAACAGUUCAAGUCCUUUUACGCUUACUAGAUGGUGAAGGAGUAGACCUAAGGUCAAGAAAUCGACUGAGGAGACGGAUUUACUAUAGUCGUGGUCCAAACUAUGUUUGGCAUAUGGACGGCUACGAUAAGCUCAAACCAUUUGGAAUUGGGAUCAAUGGUUGCAUUGACGGUUUUUCCAGAAGGCUAAUAUGGCUUGAGGCAUACAAAACAAAUAACGAUCCGAGAGUCAUUGCUGGAUACUUCAUGGAUGCAGUGAUUAAAGCUGAGGGUUGUCCUGAAAGACUUAGAGUGGAUUUAGGGACAGAAAAUGUUAAUGCAGCUGACAUGCAAAGAUAUUUGCAUCUUACAGAAGAUCAACCUCAAAGUGAUAAUGUAAUAUUUGGUCCAAGCACUGGAAAUCAGCGGAUUGAAAGAUGGUGGUUGACCCUGCGAAGUGAAUGUAUCCAGUUCUGGAUGGACCUCUUUGACAAACUGAAAGCAGAUGGACACUUCUCGGAUAACUCCUUGGACAAAGCCUUGAUCCAGUUCUGUUUUCUCCACAUAAUACAGAAAGAACUAAAUGAAGUUGUUUCAGCUUGGAACCACCACAGGAUACAUCCAACACACAAUUCACAAAGUCCUCAUGGGCGACCAUUCAUGAUGUACACAGUACCUGAAGUGUAUGGAACCAGAGACUAUCUACACAGCAUUGAUCUGAACAGGGUUGAAGCCUGCUAGGAAAACUGUGUUUUCAAAAACUUUCCAUGCGAUGAAGAUGUCUUCAGUAUCUGUGUGGACCUGAUUUCAGAGCAUAACCUGAAUGUCACAGAUGAUGUGUUUGCAACAACUGAUCUAUACAGCUGAUUACCAGAGAUUUGGAGCUGCAUUGAUAAAUGUAAAAACAUUUUGUUGCGUUGACAGUUUGCUACCUCGUCCCUAAUUUGGACUUCAGUAGAUAUUUGAUGACAUUCUGAGAGUGGCAGCAUUUGCUUCAACACAUUGUUGCACCAGUAUAAAGAUGGGUCAAAGCCAUUCACAAGCUCUGUAACUAAGCAAAAAGAGACACUAAAAUAAGAUAAAUCAUGCUGAGCUGAUAAAAUAAGUCUGACAUUAGAAAAACAUAUUGAUGCAUUGGACAGAUGAUUUUUGGUUUUGAUAUUUUCCCUUUAUUAUCAAUAUCAUUGCAUUGCAGUUUGAACAUUAUGCUGAUUACUAAACAGGAAAUAAAGGAAUUGAGAACUGCUGUAGAAACCUCAUUAUUUUUCAGGUGUGCAACACAAUGCUGAUUUAAAGCUUCCCCCACCCCAAAUAAAUCACACAUAUAAACUGGAAAAAGCGCUUUAUUGAACUUCAAAAUUAAAGUCUCUAUUUAGCUAUUAGAGAAGCCUUUGAGUGUUUUAAAAUAAUUAUUUAAGAUAAUGACAAUGCUUCAAGGUGUAAAAAAAAAGAAAGAAAAAAGUGUUCUUUUUCAGUUGUUUUCUGGUUAAAUCUGAUAUUGAGCUAUUGCAAUGGCACCAAUCUGUUAUUGAAAAUAUUUAAGGUUAUGUUUACUUAAAACAAAAAUAUAAAUAAAAUGCUGAGUAAACAAAAGAACAUUUUUGAGGAACAAGGGUAAAUGAAACACUUUACUCCAUUUCUUCCAGAACUGCAUUCAAACAGAGUAGCAACAUGUUCAUCCACUGAACAUUUAAAUUAUGUGACUGAUAUAAGAAACAAAACAUCAGAAAUUAUUCAGAAAUUAUUUAUGCAACUAAGAGCUGCUUGUUUACAAGCGCGGCGGCCAUAUUGCAUUUUUAAUUGUGGAACAAACCAACUUUUGCAGCCUCAAGUAAAAUUAAAAGUAAAAAAAAAUUCUAGUAACAAUAUAAAAUAUUUAAAUGUGAUAAACCCAAAAUAUUGAGAAAAUACAUUUUACUGCCAACUCAAAUUUAUGCUUUAAACUUCAACUUUGGAGUACUUUAACAGAAAACCCCCCCAAAAACACUAGUAGUGGAGGGCCUACUGUGACAUUGCAGGUCUUAUAAAUACUCCAGAGAAAAAUAAAUUGCAAAAAGUAGAAACUCUGUGGAGUUAAGAUGAGCUAAAACAUCUUGUUAAGAUAAUGCUAAA
Molecule: messenger RNA, 2936 nt
Organism: Gambusia affinis (western mosquitofish)
Lineage: Eukaryota; Metazoa; Chordata; Actinopteri; Cyprinodontiformes; Poeciliidae
Exons: 2
Coding region: 576-1565 (329 amino acids)
Molecular function (GO): nucleic acid binding
Source: RefSeq, a predicted model, not a curated record